Aspergillus ochraceoroseus IBT 24754 is the source of this 2637-nucleotide messenger RNA. Its product is annotated as putative GTPase activating protein (Gyp5). Bases 1 to 2637 code for a protein of 878 amino acids. The transcript is spliced from 4 exons. NCBI's taxonomy places the organism in Eukaryota, Fungi, Ascomycota, Eurotiomycetes, Eurotiales, Aspergillaceae. The record is from RefSeq and is a predicted model, not a curated record.
AUGUCCUCCGAAACAGAUCAUAGAGACUACGAAGGGGAUUCGUUUCAUGACUCGUCGGAAACCCCCAAUACCCAUCCUUCCCUCACCCUUUCGAUCCCUCAAAGUACCUCGACUCGUUCGUUGACCGAUAGCCCCCCCAGCGGAUCUGCUGCAACACCGCAUUUUGCCGAAGCCCCCUCACUCCCACCCCGUUCUCCCGAGGAAGAUAGCACAAGGGAAGGUGCAUAUGAAGCCAGCAUAGAUGGACAGUCGGAGGCAGACGCCACGCCCCGCAAGCAAAAACUCCAGAAGUCCCCUUUGUUAACAGCCCACCGCUUAUCCACCACCUCCCUCGACGACGUGAAUUUGGCCGGCAAUGCUAAGGACGAUGGGUCCAUCGACAAGUCGGAUGUGAACCAGGAGCUUCAGAUCGGUUCCCCUCCUCCCUUGCCAUCCAGAGACUCCACAUCCACCCAAGGCUCACGCCUUCAAGGCUUAUCCGGUAGUCUUCCUGCAGUGCCAUGGGGUCCGCCUCCUCAGAACAAGAAUCCAGCCCCCGUCGCACCACCCCCUCCCCCAGUUCGAAGAAUCACCAGUCCUUUUGCCUGGCUGUCCCGGGCAUCGACAGGGAGUAAAGAAGUCGCGUCUGUUCCCCCACAGACAGGACGUCGAAGCACCGCUGCAUCUAUCUCAACAAUCGGCAGCAAUCCUGAAGUUGCUGGCCGAUCUCAGGAUGGAGACCUGGAUGGUUUGAAAAAGCCCAGGCGCAACAGCUUGAAGGACCAGUUCAAGUUGCUUCGGAUGCGUGAGGAAGGACUGGUUUCCGAGCAUGAGGAGGUCGGUCUCGCAUCAGGGCGUGCAAGCCUUGCUCAAUCCGCCGCAAGUCCUCCUCCCAGUAUCCCGGAAGAAGGAGAAGAUGACACGACCACCGCUCCACCAGUAGUCUCUCCUGCGAUCUCACCCCCAGGUGCCCAAUCUACUGUCAAUCCAAGCCUCGCCCCCGGAACUGUUUCAGGCUUCUCGACGUCUGCCACCGAUGCUGCUACGCCAGUGGAUUGGGAGUUAUGGCAACAGCUGGUGAAUCAUGGCCCGCAAGCGCUGAAGGGUACAAAUUCCGAGGAGCUGAAUGCUGCUAUCAAACGAGGAAUUCCGCAGACCAUCAGGGGAGUCAUUUGGCAAGUGCUGGCUGACAGUAGGAAUCCGGAUCUCGAGGAGGUAUACAGGGACUUGGUCGUGCGAGGUACAGAUAAGGAAAAGCUGCGAGCCAACGGUAUGGCCAAUGGGGAGAAAGACUCCGUGGCUUCCUCUUCGCGCUCUUCUAUCCGCUCCGAACGUUCGAUUUCCGUGACCCCUUCGAAUAAUAGUGCCUCCCCUAGUCCUUCUCACGAACGCGACUCCGAGAGGCUGGCAAAGGAGCAGGCUGCUAGCGAAACAGCUCGUAAGAAGAAGGCCAAGGAGGAUGCUGCGGCACUUCAAAAACUGGAAAAGGCGAUCCGUCGAGACUUGGGUGCUCGCACGAGCUAUUCACGUUAUUUUGUCUCUCAAGGGAAUCAAGAAGGACUGUUUGGACUUUGCAAGGCUUAUGCUCUCUACGAUGAGGCUGUCGGCUACGCCCAGGGGAUGAACUUCAUUGUCAUGCCCUUGCUAUUUAACAUGGACGAGGUGGAGGCAUUUACCCUACUUGUGAAACUUAUGAACCAGUAUGGUUUAAGGGAACUAUUCAUCCAGGACAUGCCUGGGCUGCAUCGGUGUUUGUAUGUCUUUGAACGACUGCUAGAGGACUUUGAACCCGCUCUUUACUGCCAUUUACGCCGGCGAGGAGUCAAUCCCCAACUGUACGCGACUCAGUGGUUCCUAACACUUUUUGCGUACCGUUUCCCAUUGCAACUUGUUCUUCGUAUUUACGACCUAAUCUUCGAAGAAGGGUUGGAAAGCACAAUCUUGAAGUUCGCCCUAGCAAUCAUGCGUCGUAACGCAGGUGUGCUUCUUGCCAUGAAAGACAUGACCCCCUUGACCGCGUUCCUGAAGGAGAGGCUGUUCGAUGUUUAUAUCGACAAACAGCCGACUCCGUCUUCUAUUCUAGAGUCGGGCUUUUUUGGGACCUCGGGGGCUGCUGACAAAGAGAUCUACCGCGCCGAUAUCAUGGUUCAAGAUGCCUGUGCUAUCUCGAUCAUGCCGGAAACAAUCCGUGCGUAUACGACGGAGUGGGAGGACAAAGUGAGAACUGAAAGGGAGCGCGAGGCAGAGUUGGAAGGACUGAAACAUACUGUAGCUAUGCAGAGUGCUCGCAUCCGACUACUAGAAGAGCAAGCGGAAGCCUCGGACAAGGAGCAUGUCCAGCUCGCUUCGGAACUUGUGCACUUGAAGGUCGAGAACGAGGAACUUACAGAUAUGAACGACGCCCUAAAAAUGCAGGUUAGCGAGCUCAAGAAUGUGGUUGAUAAACAGCCAGCCGAGGUGGAAGAGAAGCUGCGGACAGAAAUGGACCGUAUCAUGAAACGCAAUCUUGAGGUCCAAAACGAGAAUCGCGCCAUGGUCGAACAAACAGCCGAGAUGGAGAAGGAAUUAGUGGCGGCUAAGAUGAAAUGCGCUGAGGUUCAUGAACAUAAUGAGAGCCUCAGGCAAAAGCUGAGCGAUCUCCGCAGGGCUCUUGACUAA